Molecule: messenger RNA, 1405 nt
Organism: Cyanistes caeruleus (blue tit)
Lineage: Eukaryota; Metazoa; Chordata; Aves; Passeriformes; Paridae
Source: RefSeq, a predicted model, not a curated record
CCCGCGGCCGAGGGCGCUCAGCCCCUGCCGGCACAGCCCGGGCUGGCCACCGGCUCCCAGUGCUUCUUCCAGCCCAAGCUGCUGGACGGCAAGCAGGACAUCAAGCUGUCCUCCGGCUCCGCGGCCCUGGACAAGUUCAAGGCCUCCUGUGGCCAGUGGGAUCCCAUCUCCCAGCAGCACCAGGCCUUCUUCCCCUCUGCCGAGGGCUUCGCUGCGGCCGACAGCGGCCAGGGGCUGUUUCCCCCGCUGGGCUCCAAGGUGGAGAGCGUCCUGGGCGGCGGCUGCCAGCCGGAGCUCGGCAGCCUGGCAGAGGAGUCCGCCUGCUUCGGAACCCAGCUGGCCUUCGGCUGCGAGCCAGAAAACUUCCCGGCCCGCGGGGACUUGGCCGACGCCAAGAUCCACAGCAUCCCCGCGCCCUUGAUGCCGGACUUCGACUCCUCCCUGGCCCAGCCCGAGGUCCUGCCGGGCCUGAUGAGCUCCGCCGAGCUCCUCCAUCCUCACCCCUCUCCUUCCGUCCCCCCCACGGACUUUCUGGGCCACCCCGCGUCCUCGUCGCUCCCCUCGCUGCUGCCCCCCAACCCUCCGGCCCUGGCCGAGCCCAAGAAGAAGACGCGCCGGAGCAAAUGCUCCUCCAAGUGCUUCUGCCCCAAGCCCCACGAGAAGGCGUUCGCCUGCCCGGUGGAGAACUGCAUCCGGAGCUUCGCCCGCUCCGACGAGCUCAACCGGCACCUGCGCAUCCACACGGGCCACAAACCCUUCCAGUGCCGCAUCUGCCUGCGCAACUUCAGCCGCAGCGACCACCUCACCACGCACAUCCGCACCCACACGGGCGAGAAACCCUUCUCCUGCGACACCUGCGGCCGCCGCUUCGCCCGCAGCGACGAGAAGAAGCGGCACAGCAAAGUGCACCUCAAGCAGAAAGCCCGGAGCGAGGAGAAGCUCAAGGGCUUGGGGUUCUUCUCGGUGGGGCUCUCCUUCGGGCCGCUCUGAAGCCCCGGCCUGAGCGCUGCGGCGUUUCCCGAGGUGCCCCAGGUUCUCUCAGGGGAGAGCCGGGCCGGGAGUUCCCUCCCGGGUGAGGAGGGAGGCGCUGGGGCCGAGCCGGGCCCGGGCCGCUCCCUGCGGGGAUGGGAUGCGGAGCCGCCUCCGAACCGCCGGGACCGGCUCCCGUUGCGAGGAGGGCGGCGGAAAAGCCGUGUACAGACAGAAAUCGCCACCGAGGUGGCUUCUGUGGGCGCUCGGCGUUCGUAGAGGCCGGGCUGCGCUUUCCCUUGGCAGGAUGCUCCCGGCUGGAGAUUUCCCGGCCGGCACGGGAGAGAGACACCACCGGGCUGCGGCAACCGGUGCUAACAGGCCCUUGGGAGAGGUGAUUUCAAUACUAUCAUCAUCAUCAUCAUCAUCAUCACCG